This is a messenger RNA of Daktulosphaira vitifoliae (grape phylloxera), 898 nucleotides long. It is a transcript of the gene Prx5, whose product is annotated as peroxiredoxin-5, mitochondrial. The transcript has 4 exons. Gene Ontology annotation, molecular function: thioredoxin peroxidase activity. Gene Ontology annotation, biological process: hydrogen peroxide catabolic process; cellular response to oxidative stress; cell redox homeostasis. The record is from RefSeq and is a predicted model, not a curated record. Gene Ontology annotation, cellular component: cytoplasm; mitochondrion; peroxisome. NCBI's taxonomy places the organism in Eukaryota, Metazoa, Arthropoda, Insecta, Hemiptera, Phylloxeridae. The coding region runs from base 174 to 749 and encodes 191 amino acids.
GUCGAUAAUAUUGAAUAUUUUAUAAGUCAACGCCGGCAUAUAAAAUUUACUAAUUAUACACUUGAGGUUAAAAAUAAUAUCUUAUUUUGAAAUAUUGAAUAGAAGAAUAGAAAUACCCAACAACUUUAUUAUUUAUUUACACUUUUAUUUUUCUGAGAAAGAUAAUUUUACCAAUGUUUCACUUUAGACCUAUUUACGAAGCUCUUCAUAAAUCAUUACAGAGUCAUCCAGUGAAUUCGGUUUUUAAACGACUUAUAAGCACCAAUAAUUAUUCAAACAUGCCUGUCAAAGUUGGAGAUAUCAUUCCAAAUGUUGAACUAACAGAAAACAAACCUGAUAACAAAAUAAAUAUUUUUGAACUGUGUAAAGGAAAAACUGUAGUGUUAUUUGCUGUUCCUGGUGCAUUUACUCCUGGGUGUUCUAAGACACAUUUACCUGGUUAUGUAGCUUCAGCUGAUGAUUUAAAAAAAAAAGGAGUUGAUGAAAUAGUAUGUAUUUCAGUCAAUGAUCCUUUUGUCAUGGCUGCAUGGGCUCAAAAUCAAAAUGCAGAAGGAAAAGUACGUUUGUUAGCUGAUCCAAAUGCAGAGUUAACUAAAGCUCUUGAUUUAGCUAUUGAUUUGCCACCAUUAGGAGGGAUCCGAUCAAAACGUUAUUCAAUGCUUAUUAAAGAUAGCAAGGUUGUACAGUUGAAUGUUGAACCUGAUAAUACUGGUCUAUCUUGUUCAUUAGUUAAUAAUCUUACUUUAUAACUAAUAUUUGUUACAAAAAAGAUUUUUGUUUUAUGUUAAAAUACUAUACUUUAUUAAAUGAUUUCAACUUAAAAUGUUUUACUAAAUAUCAAUUAAUAUAUUCAAAAAAGUUUUUUUUAUUAAAUACAUAAUUAUUCAUAACAUUAAAA